UGGAGUUCGGAGGUGUUUCCACCGGCCUAAAGGAUUCUUUCACGAAGUUAUCAUUCGAUUGUAAUACCGGCUUCAUCGAAACAUUUUGGCAACCUUUUUCCGCGAAAAUAUCAAGGUUUGGUGAACAGUUUCGCAAACAUAAAGUGAGAAACAAACUAGAUCGUCAAAUAAAGGAUUCUUCAAAGAUCUUAUAUAAAGAGUUAACCUUCUGGAUUCGCGAACAAUUUGGAGGCAUAACAAGAUCAAAACGUUUAGGAUCUAAUCUGAAGUCUUCAAUAUUCAUAAUCUUUUUGAAUUAAAGUACCACCAAAAGUAUUUCUGUACAAAACGGCGCUCCAUGUUUGGUAAAACACAAUGUCGAAAAACGUGACCCGGGAUUUAAAUUGGCUGCACUUUUUGCUGUCCAUGUUGGCUUUGCUGCAGGUGACCCUUUGUCAGCCCUAUCAGUUGCCGCACCGCUGCUCGAAUCGCUUGGAGAACGCACUGGAGCACAUGAGGCGUCGGAGUGUCCAGACCAAGAGCUCCUCCACCUCGCGGGCCAUGUGGAACCCACCGCCGCAGAGUCCCUACCAGUUGUACCACAGUUUCUACGGGCAGCACAGCGAGCCGGAGGAGGACUUCUACAAUGUGGGAGGUGGAUCCUACCACUCGGGGCGUGGCUACCACGCUAAGUUGCUCCACAGAAACGGACAGGCACACCCGUUCUCCGAUUCCAGUGGAGGCUUGGAGCUGGAGGAUCUGCUUGCGGUCAACCAGCAGAGCCAGCAGCACCGGCAGCCCCACAAGUUGGCCAUUUCCCGGGUGGAUGUGGAGGAUCUGAAGGUGAGGGUGCCGCCGGCAAAAUCCGCGAACCGCUGGGUGGAAAUCGACAAGUGCAAGUUCAGCACGGAAAACUCCACUCUGGACACCCGAUUGAUUUUUCCGGAUCUUACACUGAGCGGAAAGGUGGUGAUGCAACCGAUGGGUGGAAAGUGUCACAUGAUUUUGAGACUGCGACAUGCGGGCAUUGAAUUCCGAACAGUUCCAUUGGGUUAUGAUUCCGGAUCUUCGAACUAUGAACAAUCCAGGAGAUUGGCAGCUGCUUCGGUGCGUACGGAUUCCCACUUUGCCGAGCCAGGAUUCAUAUCCGUGUUUGCCCAUGGCUGCCAGGGACCCAGUGGCAUUCGUCUGCGGCAGAACUCCAAGCGGAGAUUCGGAAGUGCUCCCGAUGUGGAACUGGGUGAACCGCAUGUGAUCCUGGGCAGCAAGAGAGCGCAGCGGUGGGGCAAGUACCAUCACGGAGGUGCCCCACAGCCGGCCUACGACAUCCGCGGAGGUCAGAAUCCGCAGAGGGACCACAGCUUGGAGCUGGGCAGCGAUAGCCAGGCCCAGGAUUCCGGGGAGUUCAUCGACGUGAACGGCGACAACUUCUACCGGCGGCAGUUCAAAAAGAGGAGGCGCCGGCGGCGCUUCGCCCCCGAGAACUUCGAGGACCAGCUGAACUUCAGCCAGGACGUGCUGCACUUCGAGGACGAGCAGCUGCAGCAGCUGGUGGAGCCGGAUGCCCGGGCCUUUGCGGACAUCUUCAGCGGCAGUGGCUCGAAUCUGGGCGGGGAUCGCGAGGAGCUGGUGGGCGAGGCCAUGUCCCACGAGCUGGAGAAGCUCUUCUCGAUGGGGGUGCGCGGCCUGCUGACCACCUACAUGCAGCGGGCCCUCCAGCCGGCCAUCAAGGAGACCCUGAUGGAGAACAUGGGCUACACCCUGAGCUACGGCUGAAUUCACCUCCCUCCCCCCUCGGGAAUCCCUAGUUUA
This is a messenger RNA of Drosophila ficusphila, 1791 nucleotides long. RefSeq lists its product as uncharacterized. The record is from RefSeq and is a predicted model, not a curated record. NCBI's taxonomy places the organism in Eukaryota, Metazoa, Arthropoda, Insecta, Diptera, Drosophilidae.